AAUGAGAAAGUAAAUAAUAAAAAUAGCUUCUCCGCGUGUACUAAAAAUUCCGCGAGCCUCUCAAUUGACUGCGUUCUAUUGCGAGGUCCCCUCCGGAACGAAUCGACACCUCGGGAGGGAACCGAUCGGAGAUGGCGUCGGGUUUCGAGGCGCUACCGCCGAUCGAUUCCUCCUCCUCCUCUUUUUCUUCUUCUUUUGCAUCUUGCUCGGUUUAGGAUGAUUUAAACAGAAUAUUACUCGGGAGACAGAGAGAAAUUUCUAAGGUUUUAGGAUUAUCUGUGUUCUUAAUUAAUUUCGUUGGAAUUUAUAGUACUCUUAUUAUUGCUCUUCAAAGCAAAGUAUUGGAGGUUGAGUUGUGUUAGGAUCUACGGUGUCGAAGAUCUAUACGGGGAGUAUUACAUCAUAAUUAAGAUGAGUACAAAGAUGAAGAAAGGGAUCAUGAAGCCCCUGCGUUUCAUCUCCCAGAUAUUCGAUGGAAAAGAACACGAGCUGGAGAUCGGAUUUCCAACGGAUGUGAAACACGUGGCGCACAUCGGAUGGGAUGGGCCCAAUGUGAAUGGUCCUAGCUGGAUGAAAGAGUUCCAUUCGGCGCCACUGAGUUCCGCUUCGUAUGCCGCGGAAGGAAGAGAAAGUCCCCCUAGAAAUUUAUGGGCCUCACAAGAGAUAAAUUUUCAUGGUGGAUUGGAAGAAUCUCCCCAGCAAGAAUCAGUAAGGCCGGCCCGGCGCGGCGGCGUCUCCUCGUCCGACGACCCGACGGCAGAUUCCCCUAGCAACUCCCCAAAAUCUACCAAGCCCCGCCACACCCGGCGCCACCAAUCCGACGGAACCGUGGCCGUCGAUCCCCCAAACCGCGAUCCGUCCGAUCCAUCCAAAAAGGGCCGCCGGCAUCGCAGAAAGGAAGGCGGGCCCAAUGGGCCCCCGACCGAUGCAGCGCCGGGGGCCCAGGAGCUCCCGGCGAUCCCUAAGCAGUCGCAUCGGAGGAGAAUCAAGGGCUCUGGAGAGAGCGGAGGGUCAACACGGCCGUCGAGAUUGAAGGACACCACUUCAGCGUUAUCGUCGUCGUCGUCACCGUCAUCAUCAUUGCCAUCAGUACCGUCCGACGCGCUACCCGAGGCAACGCCCAAUGGGCCUGUCCCUGUGCUGAAGCCCAUGAAUGAAGAGGAAGAAGGAUUGUAAUAUUCUUGAUAAGCCCAUAUAGAGUUUGCCACUUAAUUAAUUGCUUCAUCAUUAUAUAUGUGUGCAUCAUUUAGUGAGAGCUUACCGUUUGGAGAAUAUCUAUAACAUGAGCAUAGGUUGAGGUGAUCUUGUUUAAGAUAAACAAUUGAUCAGAAAAAUGUUAUUUUC
Ananas comosus (pineapple) is the source of this 1344-nucleotide messenger RNA. RefSeq names its product CRIB domain-containing protein RIC10-like. NCBI's taxonomy places the organism in Eukaryota, Viridiplantae, Streptophyta, Magnoliopsida, Poales, Bromeliaceae. The record is from RefSeq and is a predicted model, not a curated record. Bases 412 to 1176 code for a protein of 254 amino acids. The transcript is spliced from 5 exons.